Molecule: messenger RNA, 2144 nt
Organism: Formica exsecta
Lineage: Eukaryota; Metazoa; Arthropoda; Insecta; Hymenoptera; Formicidae
Product: annulin-like
Exons: 10
Coding region: 1-2109 (702 amino acids)
Biological process (GO): peptide cross-linking
Molecular function (GO): protein-glutamine gamma-glutamyltransferase activity
Source: RefSeq, a predicted model, not a curated record
AUGGAAAAUAUCAAGCAGAUACAGGAAAGUAAUAGAAGAAGCUACAGAAGACGCAAAGCUGUUACUAAUUACAAAAUCAGAGAUUUGGUAGCAAUUCAAAAAACUCAGAUUGGACCAGGCCAGAAAUUGCACUCUAAAUUCUUAGGGCCUUACGAAGAUUUUGAAACAGACUCAGAACAUAACUCAGACCUAGAAAAAGAUGACAUUUAUGAGAGCAUCGAAGGGGAUGAUUUAUUUGGCAUUCCAAUAUUGACGGUUCAAAAUGUUGAUCCUUGCAUUGAAGAGAACGGCGAGAAUCAUCGGACAUCCAAAUACGAGCUGAUGACCCGUCGAGAUGACAGAGCGAGACUCGUUGUCAGACGUGGUCAGGCAUUUUAUCUGCAUGUCAGCCAAUCUCGACACUUUUGUUCUUUCAUCGAUGAGAUGUCUAUCGUCUUCAUUCUGGACGGCAUCAAAAGGCCGCAAUACGGAGAUGGGACAAUGGUGGCAACCACUCUGCUCCGUCCUGGAGAGAUUUCCAAAACUGCUUGGCAGGCUAACAUUGAUCCUAUAGACCAUCGUUUGUUAAGGAUAAAGAUUGUACCACCUGCAGAUGCGAUUAUAGGCAAAUGGAAAAUAAAGAUCAAUACCAAGUACAAGCCAACUGAAGAAACUGCCAGUUACACAAUGGAUCAUCCAUUUUAUUUAAUUUAUAAUCCAUGGUGCAAAGACGACGUGCAUUACUUGGAGGGUGAGGAUGAACGCCAGGAGUACGUACUGAUGGAGGAUGGUUUAAUUUGGCUCGGAAAUCGUAAAGAUAUGCGUAGCAUUAAGUGGAAGUACGCACAAUUCGAUCAAGAUAUUUUGGAUAUCGCUUUGUACCUGAUGAAUCAAGUCUGCAAGGUUCGAGUUUCCGAUAGAAACAAUACCAUCGUCAUAACACGUUGUUUAUCCGCUGCGGUGAAUUCCAACAUAGACAAUGGGGUAGUGGCGGGAAGAUGGUCGGGUUAUUACAAGGGUGGCACACCACCUACGUGGUGGACCGGCUCGCAAAAAAUACUUCAGGAAUAUUACAAAACGAAGAAACCAGUCAAGUACGGACAGUGCUGGGUUUAUGCCGGUGUGUUGACGACGAUUUGUCGCACUCUCGGUAUACCCUGUCGACCGGUGACCAACUACUUGAGCGCUUAUGAUACUGACACAGAUAUUGAGACUGAUACUGACACAUAUAUUGAGACUGAUACUAAGGAAAGUCUGACCGUGGACUAUUUUAUGAAUGCUGAGGGCGAGAUCAAACGAAAGGAUUUUAUAUGGAAUUUCCACGUCUGGAACGAGGUGUGGAUGAAACGAUUGUUUCCUGAUUAUUCAGGGUGGCAAGUGAUCGAUGCCACUCCUCAGGAAUUGAGCGAAGGAUCGGAUCGUAUUGGACCAACCUCCGUGGCCGCCGUGAAGAAGGGCGAAAUUGUAUUUCCCUACGAUACCGCGUUCCUCUGUUACAAGACGAAUGCUGACAUGGUUUCCUGGCUCUACGACGGGCCUGCACGGCCCUUAAAAAUAAUUCGCACGGAUAGGCACAGCAUCGGCCAAUUAAUUAGCACAAAAGCGGUUGGAAAGUGGUCGAGGGAAGACAUCACGCACACUUAUAAAUAUCCAGAAGGUUCUGAUGAAGAACGUGCUGCCACGAGGAAGGUGUUGCGUCAAAGCAAGUCUUUAUUAAAUCGUUAUUAUCUCAACGAGGAAUUCGACGAUGUUAUGUUCACUUUUAAACGCGACGACAUCAUAAUCGGACAGCCAUUUAGUGUUGUACUAUUGGUUAAAAAUCGGAGUUCAAUAAUGGAAUAUCGCGUGUUCGUUCUUCUGAGAGUGGAGAUGGUCUUGUAUACCGGUCAGGUGGGCAAAUCGACGGAGAAAACAUACUUUGGCGAACUAGCCCGACCAGGAGAGCUCCUGGAAACUCGCUUGGACAUUUCUUGGGAGAAAUACAGCCCGAGAUUGUUAGACCAAUGCAACUUCAUCAACAUCACCUUUUUCACUACCGUGUUAGACGUGGACAUGAAGUACAACGUGCAGGAUGACUUUGACGACAGUUUUAUAGUCAAACUGGAAAAAAGUCGCAGUAAUUCUGAGUGAUCGCGAUAUUUUCGAGGAUAAUAAUUUAACAUGUC